Messenger RNA from Lactuca virosa, 1756 nucleotides. The record is from the annotation of a GenBank genome assembly. NCBI's taxonomy places the organism in Eukaryota, Viridiplantae, Streptophyta, Magnoliopsida, Asterales, Asteraceae.
UAAUGCUCUUCAUCCUUUAUCGAUAACUCGAUAUAUGUGGAUAGAUUUGUUCCAAAUUCUUUCCAUUCAAAGUCAUAUUUCUUAUAAAACCACCUUCUUAAUUCUUGGAUAUAUUUUGUAAUCGAUUAAGAAACAAAUUAAACAACGACAAAUUCGAUGCUUUUGGCGAGUUUGAGAACAUAAUUACUCGACCCAAACAAAGGUGUUAACAAGUUUAUUGGUUCUUUUCGAUUAUAAAGCUAUUUUUAAUCUUCUGAGGUAGAAUCAUUUGAGGGAGUUACUUUCAUUUUUGUGGAAAAUUGAUUUAAUGUUGCGAGGUGAUUGAUCCCAUGGUGGUGACAAGGCGCAAACAAGCUUUCACAAUCGGUGUAAUAUACAUUAACAACGAUGAAGAUGUGGAGCCAUUUCUUUACGUCCCGCCUUCUUAUUUUCUUGACAUUCUUCCAAAUUUUCGUGCCCGUGUACCCGAUCGGUGUAAACUAUGGCACAACUGCUGACAACCUACCUCCACCUAAAGAAGUCGCACAAUUCCUUAGAGAAAACACAAUCAUCGAUCGUAUCAAAAUCUUCGAUAUGAAUACCGAAAUCAUCAAAGCGUUUGCAAACACUGGCAUCUACGUAACGGUUACUGUCCCCAAUGGGGACAUCCCGUCACUUAAAGAUAAUGCCAAGGCGGAGCAAUGGGUCAAGGAAAAAAUCAAACCCUAUUAUCCUGACACCAAAAUCCGUUACAUUGCUGUCGGUAAUGAGAUCCUCCAUUGGGGGACACCUGACGUUAUCGACAGCCUGGUCCCCGUCAUGGUAACGAUUCAUAAAGCGUUACUCAAGGCGGGGAUCAGUGACAUAAAAGUCACAACCCCACAUUCGCUUGGCAUUAUGGUGUCAUCGGACCCACCUAGUUCCGGAGCAUUCCGGUCUGGGUGGGACAUUGGAAUCAUAAAGCCAAUGCUUCAGUUUUUACAAGAAAGCAAUUCCGCUUUCAUGGUGAACCCGUAUCCAUAUUUUGGAUACUCACCGGGAAAUGAUAGCUACUGUUUAUUCAGACCAAACCCAGGUUUUGUCGAUAAAGUAACCGGGAAAAAGUAUGAUAAUAUGUUUGAUUCAUUGAUGGAUGCGAUUUAUUCGGCGAUGAAGAAACUGGGAUUUGCAGAUGUGCCAAUUGUUGUCGGGGAGACAGGGUGGCCAUCACUAGGUGAACCAUGGCUUACGUGGGUGAACGCUGAUAAUGCAAAAUCAUACAACGAUGGGAUGAUUAAGAAGUCUACAUCUAAAGUAGGGACGCCAUUGAUGCCUGGAAAGAACUUCGAAAUCUAUAUUUUUGCGUUGUUUAACGAGAAUCAGAAGCCAGGUUCGCUUGCAGAGAGGAAUUUUGGGCUCUUCAGACCUGAUUUAACAGAAGUUUACGAUAUCGGAGUGUUGAAUGGAACUACACCAAAGAGACGAUCACAUGAUGGUCCUGCGGCUUCUCCAUCGGAGUUGGUGGGCGGUGGGAGUCCAUCGGGUGGUUCUGGAGGAGUUUCCGGUGGUUCAGACUCCGGCGAGUCUCAGUCAAAGGCUGAUGACAAAACUCCUUACGGUAGCAGCAGCGGCCAUACUUAUGAUCCACCGGCGUUGAUAACCACGGUUGUGAUUUGCGGAGUUGUAGCUCUGUAUGGACUUCAUGCAAUUUUUUUUAAUAUAGCUGUGUACUUGUAUUAGCAGACGAGUUUAAUUUGAACUGUAUGCAAGAUUGACUUUGACAUUCUUUGGAGGGAAU